Messenger RNA from Heterotrigona itama, 4249 nucleotides. NCBI's taxonomy places the organism in Eukaryota, Metazoa, Arthropoda, Insecta, Hymenoptera, Apidae. The record is from the annotation of a GenBank genome assembly.
AUGUGUAUUAAUCAUUUAAGUACUCUGAUUACAGCGCAAUCUAUCAUAAGUAAGAUGUCAAAACGUCCAAUUGAAGCGAUUUAUAUGGAGUGAACAUAUUUCGAUGAUAUCCACAUUCACAAAAUUCGCAUCAUAUAAUAAGAUUAUAAAAUACAUUUUCUGAUACUCAGCAUUCUUCAAUACGAUAUUUUAAUAUAAAUAAUUAUUCAUUGUAGUAUAAUUUCCAAUUUUAAUCAAAAAAGAUUUUUCACAUUUUAAAUUAUUUUGUUCUUUUUAUUGUAGGCGAUAAUCAUUUUUUAUUGUCUCCAUUCUCCUCCAUUUCUAGUUGAGAUAGAUACUUUUAUAUAUACGUAAUAUAAUAUAUACAUACACAUAUUUGUACGAUUCUAUUUAUAUGUGAAUCUAAGAUAAAUUAGUUACUCAUUGAAUAAUAUUUGCUUUAUUGAUAUUACGUGAAAUAAUUAAUUAUUUUUAUCAUAAAUUGUUAAAAAUUUAUGUAUAAAACGCUGAUAAUAAUACAAAAUACUCGCAUGAAAUUAACGUUUUUAUACUAUUAAAUUAUCAAAUACAGAAUUUCUUUUGCAGAUGUAAAAAGUAUCGUUAAUAUUUAAUAUUUGAAGUAUUGCCGUUCAAUUUACAUUACAAAAACUUAAUUUAAUAACUCGCAUAUGUGAUAUAUAGGAACUUGCAAAUUGAUUCAGUUUUUUAACUUGAAGUUAUAAUAAUAUGAAUUUAAAAAAAAAAACAAUUGAUAAACGUUUAAGUUUAUUAAAAAUGUGUGAAGUUAUUUACAAUUUGGAACGUAUGAAAUUGACAUUAAGUUUCACUAUUGCUUUCCAGGUGUCCAUUCUAAUUACUAUAGAUCAAUGACAGACUCUUUUAGUAUCCUCGGUCUUUUUGUUUUCGUGUGAAGUGAAUAUGUCAAAGAUUGUAGCGAUGUAUAGUUAGUAUUAAGUUGAAAGUAAUUAUAAUUGCAUAUUAUAAGUGUGAAUAUCGAUGUAGCAUUAUGAAUUAUUAAUAACCAGCUGGUCAUAGUUGGAAUCACGAUAUGGCAUCUCGCAGGUGAGGCACGUUUUUAUACUUGCAUAAAAAAAUAUAGAGUUCUAGUAAUUCACGGAUGAUCUGAACAAGCCCAUUCAUUUAUCGGUGCUAGCCGAUGGAUUAUCUAAAUAGAUUUAGAGGUAAACUAUGUCCAUUUAAAUCAAUUAAUGUCGUUGAAUUUUUCAUGUCCAAAAAUGGAUACAAUUUCGUUUUAUAUGCGCAUUGAUCAUGCAUAUCUCCAAUUAUUUACGUGUAAUACAUUUAAUAAUAUUAUUUGUUUGUUAUUGUUAUUAAUAACAAAUAAAUAUAAAUUUAAUAUGCUGGAAAAGAAUAGAACAUUAAGUAUAAAAAUAAUUUGAAUAGAUUGCAGGUUUUUGAGAUAAAAUGAAAUUUACUAUCUGUCUCAAAGUAAAGAUUCUGCUUUAUAUAUUGUUUUAGAAGAAGGUUUUUACAUUAUAAGAAUAUAAAUAUUCUUAUUGCAGAUGGUUUCAUCCGAAUAUAUCGGGUUUAGAAGCAGAACGUUUAUUAAUGGAACGGGGUUAUGAUAGUUCAUUUUUGGCACGUCCAAGUUCAUCUAAUCCUGGUGACUUUACGUUAUCUGUUAGACGGAAUGGAGAAGUGACUCAUAUUAAAAUACAAAAUACAGGAGAUUUCUAUGAUCUUUAUGGUGGUGAAAAAUUUGCAACAUUGUCGGAACUUGUACAGUUUUACAUGGAAAAUGGAGGACAAUUGCGCGAAAAGAAUGGAGAAAUUAUUGAAUUGAAAUAUCCACUAAAUUGUGCAGAUCCAACGACUGAAAGGUGGUUCCAUGGCCAUUUAUCAGCUAAAGAAGCAGAACGUUUAAUGUUGGAGCGAGGUAAAAAUGGAUCUUUUCUGGUUCGUGAAUCCCAGAGUAAACCUGGUGACUUUGUAUUAUCUGUUCGCACAGAUGAUCGUGUUACACAUGUUAUAAUACGAUCUCAGGAUAAUAAAUAUGAUGUUGGUGGAGGUGAUAAAUUUGAUAGCUUAACUGAUUUAAUAGAACAUUAUAAACGUAAUCCAAUGGUUGAAACAAGUGGAAGUGUUGUUCAUUUACGACAACCUUUCAAUGCUACUCGUAUAAGUGCUAGUGGUAUUGAAAGUAGAGUAAGACAAUUACAUAAAGAAAAUGGUUGUUCAAAUGGAUGGUUGUGGAAUGGAGCCACAGGUAGUAAUGAAGGCGGAGUAGGGCGUGGUAAAGGAAAAGCCGGAUUCUGGGAAGAAUUUGAGUCAUUACAACAGUUAGAAUGUCGUCAUUUAUUUUCCAGAAAAGAAGGAUUGCGUCCUGAAAAUCGAGCAAAGAAUCGAUAUAAAAAUAUUUUACCAUAAUGAAGAAGGAGAUGGACAAGCUAGUGGAAUUAACACUUGCGGUGAUGGUGGUUCAUUUAAUAAAUGUUAUAUAGCAACACAAGGUUGCCUCCCAAAUACAAUUCAAGAUUUUUGGCAUAUGGUAUAUCAAGAAAACACUCGAGUGAUAGUUAUGACCACUAAAGAAAUGGAAAGAGGAAAGAAUAAAUGUGCUCGAUAUUGGCCAGAGGAAGGUGAAAUUACCGAAUAUGGAGGUGAAUGGAAAGUGCGUGCUUUAUCUCGUACUUCUACGGCAGACUACACAUUGCGAGAAUUCUUAUUAAACGGAAAUACAUCUGGUUUUGCAGAAGCUAGACGAAUUUAUCAUUAUCAUUUUCAAGCUUGGCCUGAUCAUGGUGUUCCAUCUGAUCCUGGAUGUGUAUUAAAUUUCCUUCAUGAUGUUAAUGCGAGACAAGAGUCAAUUGCUGCUUCUCUUGCUUUAAACGGUCAAAACACAUCAAGCAUUGGGCCAAUUCUUGUACAUUGUAGUGCUGGAAUUGGUAGAACUGGAACAUUUAUUGUUAUCGAUAUGAUUCUUGAUCAAAUUAAGCGUCAUGGGCUGGAUUGCGAAAUUGAUAUUCAGAGAACAAUUCAACGAGUACGUUCACAAAGAUCAGGAAUGGUUCAAACAGAAGCGCAAUACAAGUUUGUUUAUUUGGCUGUAUUACACUAUAUCGAAACUGUAUCUCAGCGGAUGCAAGCAGAGCAAAAAUCUCUACAUUUAGGUCGAGAAUAUACUAACAUUCGAUAUAAAAGCGAAACAAAUGCUACAACUAUGGGCGAUAUUUCGGUCCCUACAUGUACUGCGACAACUCUUUCAACGUCAGCACAUUUUACAUUAGCCACUUCUAUCAGUAAUUUAAGGCCAAACGUGACAAAUUAUGCUUUACCUACAGAUAGUGUAAUGUAUAUUUUUAACAGAAAUACAAAAUUGCUGCAGAAAGAACGUGCUGCACGAGCAGCUGAUGUAAAACUAUAUGAUUACAUCAAAGAAGAAGUAGGCUACAGACUUGCAGAUAGAAUAUUUGAUAUAAAAAAAAACUUCAAAAAAGCACUUGAUUUAGGAUGUGGUCGUGGUUACGUAUCAAAACAUAUUUUAACAGAAUGUGUGCAAGAAUUAAUUUUAGCUGACAUGUCAACUAGCUUUGUAAAUCAAGCAGAAGCUACUGAAGGAAUUAAAAUAUUGCGGAUAACAAUGGAUGAAGAAAAUUUUUCAGUUGAACAAAAUAGUUUAGAUUUAGUAAUAAGUUCAUUAAGUCUACACUGGGUGAAUGAUUUACCAGGAUGCUUCAAAAAUAUUAAUAAAAGUUUAAAAAAUGAUGGAGUUUUCAUAGGAGCUUUGUUUGGAGGAGAAACAUUAUUUGAAUUAAGAAGUUCCUUACAAUUGGCAGAAUUAGAAAGAGAUGGUGGGAUUUCAGCACAUAUCUCUCCAUUUGCAGAUGUUAGAGAUAUUGGCAACUUAUUGACAAGAGCUAAUUUUACCAUGUUAACUAUUGACGUCGAUGAAAUUGUUAUUGGAUAUCCAAAUGUGUUUGAAUUAAUGUGGGACUUAAAAGGAAUGGCAGAGAAUAAUGCAAUAAGAAAUCGAAAAUUACGUUUAAAUAAAGACACUAUUCUUGCUGCUGCAGCAAUAUACAAAGAACUAUAUGGAAAAAUGAAAGAAGAUGGUACUCCAUACAUACCUGCUACAUUUCAAAUAAUUUAUCUAUUAGGUUGGAAGCCAGAUCCAUCACAACCAAAACCUUUAGAAAGAGGUAGUGGAAAGAUGUCACUUAAAGAUUUAUAUAAAUUAGACGAAAUUAUACAAGACACAAAAAAUAUUAAAAUAGAUGAAGACAAAUAA